AUGACAUCCACAGUACAUCACUACUCUCCUGCCAACUCGCCGCCAGUUGAAGGUGAGCUGGAUGGCCGCGAGACGGCGCACGAGGUGGAGGUACUGGAACUGCAGGCUCUUCAAGCAGAGCGUGAUGGCGAGGGUGGGCGCAGCGUAAUGCUCAUGGAGCGCGCGCUGCAGAUGCGCUGCCGCCUGGUGAAUCGGCUGCGCGAGAAAUGGACAAAUGCCGCGUCAGAGCCGGGCUCGUCGUCGGACGCUGGCUCCCAUCGCAUGUCUGUUUCCGCAAAGCCGGAUACGGUGGGUGAAGCAGAUCUUCUUCAAGAGUAUCAUGCCCAGUGCGGAGAGCUCUACGAUGUAGCUGAGCGCCUUGUGGUGCGCUGUAACGUGAUUGCUGUCGAACACUUUAAGAGAGGCGCAUUCUCGGAAGCCAGCCCACUGCUCGAGUACGCGAUGCAGAUGACGGAGGAUGGGGCGUACCCGCUAUGCGAGGUUGAGGAGCGACGGCGACACCUGCGCGGAGUCACGCUCAACAACAUCGGCUGCAUGGAGCGCCGCCGCGGCCACUUCUCUGAGGCCCUACAGUACAUGAAAUCGUCGAUGGAGAUGACUGGGGUUGAGUCACCUGUGGCCUACAUGAACACCAGUGCCAUUCUCAUUCAGCUCCGUCUCAGCGAGGAGGCGGUGCGCAUGGCAGAGCGCUCUAUCGAGCUGCUCUACCAAACACCUGAGGACCCGUCGUUGCUGGCAGUGGCGCAUCACAACCUGGCCAUGGCACUUGAGCCUGUAGAUCCGUUACGGUGCUUGGAGGAGUAUGCACUAGCAUACCGUACGGCCUGUUCCACGCUGGGACCGGAAUGUGAGACAACUCGCUCUAUUCAGCGCAGCUGGAGGCGAUAUGAGAUGACGCGCGUCACCCCGGCAAUGGGGCCGUUCUUCUCGCCCGAUGGUCGCGCCGCUGCAUCUGGGUUGCGUGGGCCCAUUGGUACUGUGCCAACCAAGCAUGCAGCCACCGCACCGCGCUGCUUGCCUGCGACGGCGCCGUCGCGCACAAACAACUCUAAGAGCGGCGGUGCGGACUCCCCAAUGGACGUGGUGGAGCUCUUUCCGCACCCCUUUCUACCCAGCGCGUCGACCCCGUCCGUGUCGAAGGCGCCACGGGAUGUGACGCCGAUCUACCGCCCCGCAGUGGUGCCCCGUCGUCCUCUCGUCCCUGAACCGCCGCCAGGUGUAACGACCUCUUCUUCCAGGCGUAGCCGUGCGCCACACUCGCAGCCUCACCCCCAGCGGCAAGAGCAGCGCCAGCAGCAGCGACGUCCGUAUGGGACAGAGAAGACGACGCAUACCUCGCGACUGUCCACCCGUACUGCUGUGGCAGCCCCACGACAGUCAUCUGUCAGCCGAGCAAACGAGCCCGAGGCGGCAGCCGGUAGCGGUCGUGUCGCCGCUGCAAUGGCGCCGUCUCCUCCGCCCUCUCGUCAGCAACAAGCGACUGCGCCGCGACGCUACUCUCCUGUCACACGAGCGCACGAGUCGUCACGGGAGUCACCACCGCGCACAGGCAUCCGUCAGGGCCGCUUGUCAGCGCAAAGGGGCACCGCGGCUGUGCCCACCACGCUCAGCGUGCCACACAAGCUGGAGAAGAGCACAUCCCACCAUGUCCAUGAGCGGUCGACAAAGCAGACGACGCCUACUGCGUUAUCGUCUACCUCUGCGCAACCACCAGGGCGCGGGUCGCAUUACCCCACAAAGGAGAGCAGCAGCAUCAACCAUACUCAUCCCCUGCGACCACCGCGAGACCUCCCGCCAUUGCAGACCGCCGCCGCUGCAGAGCCGCCUGUGGUAGCACCAAAGCCGUCGUACUCCCGCUCGUCACGUGACGCGAAGGCAAAUCUACUGCUUCCGCUAACCUCGGCGUCGGUUUCUCUCGAGUCGGACCCGCUGACGUUUCUGCAGAAUCGACUCGAUGUUUUACUCCAAGAUGAAGAGGAGCUGGAGCACAAGUAUGCUCAGGCGACAGUGAUUCAGCGGCACUACCGCGGCCGCCUGGCCCGCCGGCGCGUGGCAACGCUCCAAGCCACACGCGUGAGUGAUGCACGGCUCGCCCAGCUGCGACGCCACAUGCUGGCGCGUCGAAUUCAGCGAGCGUUUCGGCGCAGGCGCCGUCAUAGCUGCUACCCUCUUGCAUCUGGUCAGCUGGGCCGCUACGCAGCAGUCGGAGGCCGACAUGGUGCUCAGCAUCGCACGGCUACACAGCUGCAGCGAAUAGCGCGCGGCUGGCUGGCGCGGCGCCAUUACACGCAGCUGCGACAGUACGCACGUGAGAGUUCAGCAGCCGCGAGCCGCAUCCAGUGUUGGAUUCGCGCGUUGCAGGCGCGACGCCGCUACGCAGCCUUGCAUGCUGAAAAAGCGCUGCAGGAGGCAGAGGCGCUGGAGCACGAGCGUCGGCAGUACGCGGCGACUCGUAUUGCAGGCCAGUGGCUCACCUACGUACAACGCAAAGCGUGCAAGGUAGCCCUUCGCAACCGCAUGAUGGCCCGCGCCGCUGAGAAUGCUCAACGCCGCACGAGAGCGACUAUCUGCAUCCAGUCGGCAUGGCGAGGGUACCAGGCACGUCGGCUCUACCGCGGCGCCUACUUGCGCACUUCCCAACUGCGUACCGCGCGGCUGGAGUACGAGCAGCGUCGUCAGGCUGCUGUGCGGCUGCAGUCAUUUGGUCGGAUGCUCAUAGCUAGACAGAACGCAACGCCGCUGCUCACAACCGCGCGAUUGCGAGCGGCUGCUGAGAUUCGGACCCGCAGCCGUGAAGGGCUCGCCGCCAUCACGAUUCAAUGUGCCUAUCGCAGCCACGUGGCUCGUCGGGUGUGUGGCGGUAGGCGCCUAAUGCGAAAAGAGCUGACUACCCAGGCCCUGCUGCAGGCACACACGGCAAUUGUGCAGCGUACGGGAAGAGGCUACAUGGUGCGGAAAGACGUGGGUACGAAGCUGUCGGCACUACAGGCUGAGGCAGACCGGUACGAACGUCGUCUGCGGGCCCUGAGGCAGCAAGAUCUGGAGGCUGCACGGCGCUUACAGCAGGCCUUUGAGCUCAACGUCUCUGGUCUCCGCGAAGGUGAGGACAAGAAGCGGUGCGCUCUUGUGCUGACGGAGCAGCAACAGCGGCAUCAUCUACUCACACAGUGCAAUGCAUCGUUAGCGGCGACGAGUGAGACUGAAGCACAGCAAGAGGGAAUGAUAAGGGCUUCGUUGGCAACUUUCCAUAACUUUUCCCGCAUCAUCAAGGCGAAGAAGCGGCGUGCACUGCGCCAGGAGUUCCGAGACGCUUACCUAGAGCGGUGCGCGGCAGAGGAUGCGGAGUCGCACAGGGAGGCGAGUGCGCGCGUGGUAACCGCCUUCAUGCGUGGUGCCGCCGCGCGCAGCGCUCUGCUGAGCCGAGCCGAGACGAUGAGCUCGUACAACGAUGCACGUGCGAUGCAGGAGAAGGAUGAGAAACAUGUGGCUAUGACGACGGAUGAUGACAACGGCGAGGAUACGUAUGCAGCCUCUGCUGAGGUACCUGGGCAGCUUGCCGCGGAGCGCGCCGAGCUGGACCGGCUGCGACGCGCGGAGCGGCUGGCCUCUGAGGCCCCCACAUCGGCCCCGAGACGCCCACUGACGGCGGAGCAGCUUGCCGCGGAGCGUGCCGAGCUGGACCGGCUGCGACGCGCGGAGCGGCUGGCCUCUGAGGCCCCCACAUCGGCCCCGAGACGCCCACUGACGGCGGAGCAGCUUGUCACGGAGCGUGCCGAGCUGGACCGGCUGCGACGCGCGGAGCGGCUGGCCUCUGAGGCCCCCACAUCGGCCCCGAGACGCCCACUGACGGCGGAGCAGCUUGCCGCGGAGCGUGCCGAGCUGGACCGGCUGCGACGCGCGGAGCGGCUGGCCUCUGAGGCCCCCACAUCGGCCCCGAGACGCCCACUGACGGCGGAGCAGCUUGCCGCGGAGCGUGCCGAGCUGGACCGGCUGCGACGCGCGGAGCGGCUGGCCUCUGAGGCCCCCACAUCGGCCCCGAGACGCCCACUGACGGCGGAGCAGCUUGCCGCGGAGCGUGCCGAGCUGGACCGGCUGCGACGCGCGGAGCGGCUGGCCUCUGAGGCCCCCACAUCGGCCCCGAGACGCCCACUGACGGCGGAGCAGCUUGCCGCGGAGCGUGCCGAGCUGGACCGGCUACGACGCGCGGAGCGGCUGGCCUCUGAAGAAAUGAUGAGGAAUGUGCGCGUAGAUGAAAUAUCUGCAGUUGGUGACACACCUUUCCUCUCUUCAGAGAAACCGAUAUGUAGCAGUGUCUUAGCGCGUGAGAUGAUGGCUUGUCAGAAGGCUGUCUGGCAGGCCGAGGUGGCAGCCGAGAAGCAGCGCCGUCAACAGCGCGAUGCGCUGCAUCGUGCCAUAUUCGAAGACAGGCAGCAGCGCAUCGCAUCCGCGACGGAUGGGAAGGAGCUUGCCCCCUAUCGUAUUAGCCGGAUACGCCGGCAGAUCCGCUCUUUUGGUGAGUCGAACAAGAUGGCCCUAUCUUUACCUGCAGAGUCGUCCGAAGCUAAGGCAAACAACUGCCAUGCGCGGCGUAUUGCGCAGCAGCUUGUUGCUGUACAAUGCAUCGAGAGCCACUUCCUUGGCAGGGGUGCUCGUAAGCACCUAACAGCGUUGCUGCGCAUACGGGAUGACUAUCUCAGCGCUAUGCAAACCUUUGACCGUGAUGACGGGCCGGUUCUCACCACCGUGUGCCUACGUGAAGCUUUGGCGCGUCACCCAGACUUGCGAACGAGGGUUCUGCAGUUCGCCACUUAUAGUUCUCCUUCUGUUUGUCGCAGCAUUGAAAGUGUUCCGUCCUCAGCUUCGCCGAGCGCAUCGUUGACCUCAAGAAAAACAUUGAAAGGAUAUCUGCGCAUCAUCAAGGCGAAGAAGCGGCGUGCACUGCGCCAGGAGUCCCGAGACGCUUACCUAGAGCGGUGCGCGGCAGAGGAUGCGGAGUCGCACAGGGAGGCGAGUGCGCGCGUGGUAACCGCCUUCAUGCGUGGUGCCGCCGCGCGCAGCGCUCUGCUGAGCCGAGCCGAGACGAUGAGCUCGUACAACGAUGCACGUGCGAUGCAGGAGAAGGAUGAGAAACAUGUGGCUAUGACGACGGAUGAUGACAACGGCGAGGAUACGUAUGCAGCCUCUGCUGAGGUACCUGGGCAGCUUGUCACGGAGCGUGCCGAGCUGGACCGGCUGCGACGCGCGGAGCGGCUGGCCUCUGAGGCCCCCACAUCGGCCCCGAGACGCCCACUGACGGCGGAGCAGCUUGCCGCGGAGCGUGCCGAGCUGGACCGGCUGCGACGCGCGGAGCGGCUGGCCUCUGAGGCCCCCACAUCGGCCCCGAGACGCCCACUGACGGCGGAGCAGCUUGCCGCGGAGCGUGCCGAGCUGGACCGGCUACGACGCGCGGAGCGGCUGGCCUCUGAGGCCCCCACAUCGGCCCCGAGACGCCCACUGACGGCGGAGCAGCUUGCCGCGGAGCGUGCCGAGCUGGACCGGCUGCGACGCGCGGAGCGGCUGGCCUCUGAGGCCCCCACAUCGGCCCCGAGACGCCCACUGACGGCGGAGCAGCUUGCCGCGGAGCGUGCCGAGCUGGACCGGCUACGACGCGCGGAGCGGCUGGCCUCUGAGGCCCCCACAUCGGCCCCGAGACGCCCACUGACGGCGGAGCAGCUUGUCACGGAGCGUGCCGAGCUGGAUAGUGGCGUUAGCGUAGCGAAGAGAGGAGUUGGUGCAGAGAUCGCUAUAGUGCCAGAUUCGUUGAUGCUUGAGCAGCGGGUUGCAGAAGAUAUGGUGGCCGGCUACGUUAGGCGCCCAGAGAAAGUGGUUAGGGAUGACGAAGUGCGACAGCCCCCGCGCCGAUCGACUGAGCAGCAGGUUGUGGUGGAAUGCUUGGCGUUGGGUCAGCUGGGACACCUCGAGCAAGUAGGAAUGGAGGGUAGGAAGCUAGGCGGCCUUAGCCUCGUGGAAUACACCUUGAGUGCCGCUGCUCUUCGUGAUGAGAUGGUACAGGGUUUCCAGCGCAACAGCGAUAUGGAGUGUACCUGGACGUCUUCAUCGUCGGCAUCAUCUGGGCCAUCGCACCGGGAGGACCUGACUUACGGAGAGGCAUGUGAUCGCUUAUCGGUGUUUGCCGAGGUAGUGCGAGACAAGAAAAACCUGCGCCAACGACAAGCUGCUCGCGACACUUAUUUGCAAGACGUGGUCAACAAAAGCACCUCUGAUGUUGACGAGGAGAAGCAGCAGGAGGAGCGCGCAUCAACACCUUUUGCGGGCGGAAGUGCGUGGCAGCUGUGCAGUGAGGAGGGUAGCUGCGACGAUUCUGACACAGUGGAUCAGGAGGCAAUGCUCCAGCUGUACCGUCGAGAGCGCCGAUCUUUCGCUUCCUCGUUGGUAGAUAGCUUUCUCCACAUCAUCAAGGCGAAGAAGCGGCGUGCACUGCGCCAGGAGUUCCGAGACGCUUACCUAGAGCGGUGCGCGGCAGAGGAUGCGGAGUCGCACAGGGAGGCGAGUGCGCGCGUGGUAACCGCCUUCAUGCGUGGUGCCGCCGCGCGCAGCGCUCUGCUGAGCCGAGCCGAGACGAUGAGCUCGUACAACGAUGCACGUGCGAUGCAGGAGAAGGAUGAGAAACAUGUGGCUAUGACGACGGAUGAUGACAACGGCGAGGAUACGUAUGCAGCCUCUGCUGAGGUACCUGGGCAGUUUUCGCUAAUUUCCUCUGCGGCUAGCAGAAUUCAGCGCUUCGUUAGAGCCGUGCAGGCAGGGCGUAUGCUGCGGGCGCAGCAGGAGUCCUGCCGUGCUUACCUCGAGGAGGAACGUGCAGUGGAGGAGAUACUCCACUCAGCUGCGCUUACUAUUCAGCGCUUGUACCGCAGACAUCGGGCGCGGCGGCUGGCGGCCAUGGCUAUUGUGGAGCGCGAUCUCUGCUUGCUGUCACCCCAGGAGUCGUGCGAGGCUAAGGCGGCGUGUGAAGUGCACGGGUGCGAUAUGGCGACGUCAGCAGCAUUGUCUUUUCGUGCUCACUCGCUGAGGGGUGUGAUAAGCGGCUGCGCCGAGGCAGCGGCGACUUCUGCCUUCCCUCUACACCGUACUUCCUCGUCUUCCUGUUCGGAGCUGUGCGAGCUCGAUAGCACCGCCAUUGUGACAGUGGUGAGUGAAGCGAAAGAGGCAGCGCUGGAUCAACUCGUACAUCGUUCCUGA
Molecule: messenger RNA, 7239 nt
Organism: Leishmania braziliensis MHOM/BR/75/M2904
Lineage: Eukaryota; Euglenozoa; Kinetoplastea; Trypanosomatida; Trypanosomatidae
Exons: 1
Coding region: 1-7239 (2412 amino acids)
Biological process (GO): mitotic cell cycle; spindle organization; establishment of meiotic spindle localization
Cellular component (GO): spindle pole
Molecular function (GO): protein binding
Source: RefSeq, a predicted model, not a curated record